Arvicanthis niloticus (Nile rat) is the source of this 1359-nucleotide messenger RNA. RefSeq names its product prothymosin alpha (gene Ptma). NCBI's taxonomy places the organism in Eukaryota, Metazoa, Chordata, Mammalia, Rodentia, Muridae. Gene Ontology annotation, molecular function: histone binding. The record is from RefSeq and is a predicted model, not a curated record. Gene Ontology annotation, cellular component: nucleus. Gene Ontology annotation, biological process: positive regulation of transcription by RNA polymerase II; negative regulation of apoptotic process.
GCCAAGCCGAGGCACUGCCGCUUUAAGCUCACUUGCCCAUUGUUCGGAAUUGAGCCAAUGAGAAAACGCCCGCUCCCUGUACUCAGCCAAUAGCGUUGGGACUAGGGUGGUUGAGCACCGCCCACUAAUCUAUAUUAAAGCUUCUGGCGCCGCGUGAGUCCCCCACUGGCUGCUCCGAAAAGCCAUCUUUGCAUUGUUCCCGGAUCGAGCUCCGCGCUCACUGCAGCCACCUUCGCCGCCCACCGCCUCCUGCAACGCGGACUCCGGCAGCUUUCUCGCCAGAGUCCCCGAACUCCAGGAAUUCCUCAUUCGCUGCAUCGGACCACCGGCGUGCCCCACCAUGUCAGACGCGGCAGUGGACACCAGCUCCGAGAUCACCACCAAGGACUUGAAGGAGAAGAAGGAAGUUGUGGAGGAGGCAGAGAAUGGAAGAGAUGCACCUGCCAAUGGGAACGCUCAGAAUGAGGAAAAUGGGGAGCAGGAGGCUGACAAUGAGGUAGAUGAAGAAGAGGAAGAAGGUGGGGAGGAAGAGGAGGAGGAGGAAGAAGGUGACGGUGAGGAAGAGGAUGGAGAUGAAGAUGAGGAAGCUGAAGCUCCUACGGGCAAGCGGGUAGCUGAGGAUGAUGAGGAUGAUGAUGUUGACACCAAGAAGCAGAAGACUGAGGAGGAUGACUAGACAGCAAAAGGAAAAGCUAACCUUACGCACCGUGACCUAUUCACCCUCCACUUCCCGUCUCAGAAUUUAAACGUGGUCACCUUCGAGUAGAGAAGCAGGCCCCGCCCACAGCGGGCAGUGCCACCCACAGAUGACAUGCGCUCUCCAACACCCCACCAAAACCACAACAGGAAUUGGCAACAUGGGAGGAAAAAAGAACCAGAACUUCCCAGGCCCUGCUUUUUUUCUUAAAAAUACUUUAAAAGGAAAAUUUGUUUGUAUUUUUUAUUUACAUUUUAUAUUUUUGUACAUAUUGUUAGGGGUCAGCCAUUUUUAAUGAUAACGGGUGACCAAACCAGCCUUCAGAGCGUUUUCUGUCCUACUUCAGACUUUACUUGUGGUGUGACCAUGUUCAUUAUAAUCUCAAAGGAGAAAAAAAACCUUGUAAAAAAAGCAAAAACAACAACAAAAAAACAAUCUUAUUCCAAGCAUUCCAGUAACUUUUUUUGUGUAUGUACCUAGCUGUACUAUAAGUAGUUGGUUUGUAUGAGAUGGUUAAAAAGGCCAAAGAUAAAAGUUUUUUUUCCUUUUUUUUUUUUUUUUGUCUAUGAAGUUGCUGUUUAUUUUUUUGGCCUGUUUGAUGUAUGUGUGAAACAAUGUCCAACAAUAAACCGGAAUUUUAUUUUGCUGAGUUGUUCUAACAA